GCGUCGUCGACCAGCCGACGAGGACGUGGACCCACGCGUGGGUUGAUUUUACAGCGACUUACGCGUGAGGGUAGGGUGACGGUAGAGUUCCCACAGGACUGCAUUAGACCUGUUGGGAACAAUGUCAUGUUGUUUACGUCGAAGGUCGGUGUCUUAUGCCAAUCUCUGAUCCCCCCACCACUCCCCGUUGGGGGGACGUGACAGAUGAUGUGCGGCAGCUCAUCCGUCAGCGCUUUCAGGAUAAAUUUGACUUGGAUUUGAGUGUUCCGCACAUCUCUCAUGUUGUCGACGACAUGAUGAAGGAGCGGUUCAAGGAUUACCGCAGUAAGUUACACUGGCAAUACAAGCGGUGCAUGAGCCACGAGGAGGCUGUACAGUCCGCACCGCUGCACGUGACCGAUGGGGACUGGUGGAUACUCUGCGAUAGGUUUUCGUCUGAUUCUUUUCAGAAGAGGAGCAAAAUAAAUUCUGACAAUAGAGGAAAGUUAGAAGUGAACCACGUAGCUGGUUCAAAGUCAUUUGUACGACUUCGUCACGACAUGCGAGAUUCCGUCACUGGCCAGGAGCCCAGACCAGUAGACUUCUACAAAAGGACUCACUGUCGGCAGGCGAUGGGAUCUUGGGUACAUCCUAGAGCCACCGAGAUUUGGGAGGAGAUGAACACCUUACGCAGUCAGCCCACUCCCGAUGGUACUCAGCGGAGUGAGCCAGAGAUCCUGAGUCAGGUGCUUGGCAUCCGUUCUGGAUAUGUGCGUGGGUUUGGCCAUGGUGCCAAGCUCAUGGCACCCGCUAAAGCUGCCUCCAGCCGAUCCAUCGUCGUUGGCGACAGCGCCGUACGCCGAGCUGAUACUGCAGAGAGAGAGGUUCAGCAGUUACGGGUCGUCGUCGAUGACAUCAAAGAUCAGCUGGACAGACAGAGGGAGGAGCAGGAGAGGAGGAUAGAGGAGCAGCUGGCAAGGCAGAGGGAGGAGCAGGAGAGGAGGAUGGAAGAUUAG
This is a messenger RNA of Magnolia sinica, 995 nucleotides long. RefSeq lists its product as uncharacterized. The record is from RefSeq and is a predicted model, not a curated record. The transcript is spliced from 5 exons. The coding region runs from base 156 to 995 and encodes 279 amino acids. NCBI's taxonomy places the organism in Eukaryota, Viridiplantae, Streptophyta, Magnoliopsida, Magnoliales, Magnoliaceae.